Messenger RNA from Hirsutella rhossiliensis, 2289 nucleotides. Its product is annotated as mak10 subunit, natC n(alpha)-terminal acetyltransferase domain-containing protein. The transcript is spliced from 7 exons. Gene Ontology annotation, biological process: N-terminal peptidyl-methionine acetylation. Gene Ontology annotation, cellular component: NatC complex. Bases 1 to 2289 code for a protein of 762 amino acids. The record is from RefSeq and is a predicted model, not a curated record. Lineage: Eukaryota; Fungi; Ascomycota; Sordariomycetes; Hypocreales; Ophiocordycipitaceae.
AUGGCCGACUAUGUGGUCGGCGCUUCAGAUGAGAUCGCCAGACUCUCGCUGGGGCAGGAUGCCGAGUCUCCCACGCCGCCGCCGUCGCCGCCCGACCUAAAAUGCCCUGGCAUAGUCGCUGUUGACAUUACUAGCAAGUUUUCCGUGGCCGUCGACGCCUUGACCCCCGGAGAGCUCGUUAAAGAUGGAUUCUUUACGCUUUUUGACUCGGUCGCCGCUCUUGAGAUCGGGGAUCCAAAGAUGGACAGCGGCUGUGUCAAAGCAGGCGACGAGUUCGAGGAGCUUUACGACGUUUCAAGGCCGCUUCUCCCAGAGGAAGUCCUCGGCAUCAUAGAUCAGCUGCUCUGCCACGAGAUGUCCUGGCACAUGGGAUACCCCCUCUCGCAGACCUUGUUCACCAGUGUAUACGUGGAGGCGCUCUUAAUGCCCAACCCCCUCAGCAUACAUGAGGCAAAGUUUGUUCGACGAGCCUACGACGAUGCAAACCAACAGCCCAUGCUGCAGGUUCUGAGAGCUUAUUGCUUAGGGAUGCUCAAGGCGUGUGGCUACGUCAACGAGCGAAUCAAGUCGGAGCAUUUCUAUGAGGAAGAGGAUUUUGUCACCAACACAUACAGUCGCUCCCUGCUUAGCAAGAUCCCUACGGAUGUUGUCCGGCAGGUCCUGACAGAUGCUGAAGAUUUGCUCGCCUCGCAAAGAGACGCCAUUGGAGACGAGGUCACGAGCGCUCUCAUCAGUCGCUUAAGACUCAGACACGUGUUCCUGGCCGCGGCGGAAUGUCCCCAGCAUAUGAAUGAUCCGCAGCGGGCUAGAAUCCCAUGGGCAGAGGCAUUGAACCUGCUCCCUAAACUAUGGUCGAGUCACCGGCUGGGAAAGCCGGUCGAGGAGGCAUUCAGCGCAAAGCUGCAACGGAAGCUGGCCAGCACGAUGCCGCCAAGGCCCAUCGUGGAACUCGGCUUCGAAGAUGCAUUCCGCCACCUGUCCCGCCUCUUCGAGGAUGGCCUGGAGGUUAUCGGGGCUUUAGAAUACACUGAUUCCCAGUGCCUUCAGACGUUUGUGACUGCUUUCCAGGCCAAGAAGCCUCAACCCUUGGUCUACGUGAGGACCUUGUUGCAGACCUUUCUAUUCAAUGCCAUGGAAGUACUUGGCUCGAUGAGCAUCCGUCAACUGCUCGAUGACGACUUCUCCAUCAUCACACUCCCAGCGAGCCCGCUGCUCGAUCGGGACAACGACGAGAUCGAAGCCACGCAGGACGCGCGGUUUGUCAUGUCUCAGCAGAUGGAACUGUUUAGACAGCGAGCUGCGCAGCCUUUCCUCGACAUUCUGAGGACGGCAUGUCAGAAUCGCUGUCGGGUACGGCGGACGCUCUGCCACAUCAUCCGAGACUGGGAGAAUCUCCAGGUCGAUGCCGAGGACAUUGACCAGAUCCUGCAGGCCAAGACCAACGAACGGCCUCUGAUGCAGCGGUCAGCCAUGGGCAACGAUGCCGUCGAGUCUUAUUCUCUGCCGUUGUCUUCCUGGUCCUAUCUCUACAAGCUACGUCAAAUGGAGCUGAUUGUGCAGCUGGGCUUCGAGCUAGAGAUUUACCAAGCUGAUGAGCUAGGCGGGAUGUACUGGUAUCUCAACUAUCUGGCCAGAUUCCGACUCCAGCACGCAGAGCGGAUCAAGUCAUUUGUCGUCCACGCCGUCGAAGAGGCACGAUCGCAGUCGGGGCAGGGAUAUUCGUCGGUGAGCGAACAGCUGCAACGAUCGCUGGCCCAUACACGGCUAUCCCUGCUCGAUGCCGCUGUGACGUGGGAGCUGUCCGAUGCACUGUGCUGCCUGUACAUUGCGCUGCACCGUCUGGAUAUUAUCAAGGCUCUGUCGCGACCAUAUAGCAACGACGAACUUCGAUUUGCGCUUCGCAUGAAGCCCUUUGCUUCCAUCGGCUUCCCCUUGCCGCCGACGUUUGACGAGUUUACGGCCGGCAUGGCGCGGCCGGAAACGACGACGGAAGAAUUGCUGGAAUACGGCGAGAGGGCUGCGGCUGGUGCCAAAAAGGGCUUCGAGACGCUGAGCAAGCUGUCCGCCAAGGAAUCCUUCUCCGUCGGCUCGCACGACCGAUGGGUCGCGGCGAUGAAGAGCGCUCUCAGGUCGAGCAUCGCCACCGGCAUUGCAAUUUCCUGUGUGCACAAGGCCCUACUCAAGAAAUCGACAGGCGGCGACGGCCUCAAGAUCACGGCCGAGAUACCUACCCCGGAUAACGCGUACCACGAGUGGUGGAUCGUUCCGAAGAUAGUGCCGGUUGUAUAG